GAUAUGGCGGCCCCCACAAAUACCCUCCUCAUUGAGGGUACCUUCUCUGAGCUUGCGGAGGAGUUGGCUCACUAUGUCGACACCAUCCGCAAAACUCAAACCGAGGGCUCUAUCCACGCGGAAAUCGCCCCCGCACUCGACAAGUUACGCGAACAGGAGCAGUCGGAGGAGGAGCCCAAGCCAGCCCAGCAACAGCAGAUCUUAAAGGAAAGAGAUGAGGUGUUGAAGAAGUUGGUUGUCGCAUCUGCAGCGCUGAAUGCGGCGCCUGAGAAAGAAAUCACCGCCGCAUAUAACCUCGUCAUUCACCUUGUCCGCCAGUCCUCCAACCCGGGCAUGUUCUUGCCUCGAAUUUGCGCUUUUCUCGCCAAACCAUUCCCCUCGUCCCCUCAGCAUGGACCGUCUAUUGCCCUCUCCAUCCUCAGCACCAUCUUUAAUACCCUUGCACCCUCCGAUAACAGCAGAUAUCAUGUCUUCCUUGCCAUUUUGGCCGUUAUCCGCACCACCUCCUCUGUCAUGGCGUUCGAGGCUCUUAAGACUCAACUUAGGAACCAGCUCUCCAGUUGGAUUGCGACGUGGAAUCUUGAUGAAGAAGAUGUGGAAAAGUUGCAUUUGGCUGUUGCAGAUGCGGCAAAGAAGGCCGGUGAUGAGGAGAUGUCGUACAACCAUGUUAUCCUAGCAUUACAGGCCAUCCCACCUUCGGAGGCGUCGUCGAACGAAGCCCGUGAGUUGGCUGUGCGGGCCUUGAUCUCGGCUCUCACUUAUCCGUUUGUGUUCGACUUUACUCCUUUGACUUCAAGCGAUGCUAUUCAGAACCUACGAUCGGCGGAGCCUUCUUUGUUCGAACUCCUCGAGAUAUUCGCUUCUGAUACGCUCGACGCUUACGAAGAGUUUAUCAAAUCUACACCUCUCUCGUCCAUGCACAACCUUGCGGAGUCUGCUGAGAUUUUGCAGAACAAGAUGCGAGUUCUUACGCUUGCUAGUCUGGCUGCAUCGACUCCUUCUCGCUCAUUACCGUAUGACUCGAUUUCUAACGCUCUCCGAAUUCCACGUGAGGACGUUGAGAAAUGGGUCAUUGACACGAUCCGUGCCGGCCUUGUGGAGGGCAAGUUGAGUCAGCUGAAAGGCGAAUUCCUCGUUCACAGAGCGACAUACCGUGUCUUCGGUGAAAGGCAGUGGGCUGAGGUUCAGGGACGAUUGAUGGUCUGGCGAAGAAGUUUGGAGAAUGUGCUUGGUGUCAUUCAUUCAGAAAAGGAGAAGUUUGUUCGGGAGGGUAUUGCGGCAGCCAACGCCGCCGCCGAGUCUGGCCGGGAAGGCGGUGCUCGGGGAGGUGCAGGGGAAAGAAGACGGGGAGGUGGUGGUCACCAGGGACCUCGGGAGGUUGAUUUAGUUGGCGGCGACUAAAAAGGGAUGGCGAUAUCACUGGCGUUCUUGUGUUCCGACUUUCGUUUUUAUUUUAUUUUCUCGCUGGUUACGUCUCUGCUAUGCUUUAUGUCUUCCCCAUUUUAGUAAUUUCUUUCCCGGAUGCGACGAGAUAGAUAAGGACGUGAACACG
Molecule: messenger RNA, 1552 nt
Organism: Coccidioides posadasii C735 delta SOWgp
Lineage: Eukaryota; Fungi; Ascomycota; Eurotiomycetes; Onygenales; Onygenaceae
Biological process (GO): cytoplasmic translational initiation
Cellular component (GO): eukaryotic translation initiation factor 3 complex; cytoplasm
Molecular function (GO): translation initiation factor activity
Source: RefSeq, a predicted model, not a curated record